Capronia coronata CBS 617.96 is the source of this 759-nucleotide messenger RNA. Its product is annotated as molecular chaperone GrpE. The transcript has 3 exons. Gene Ontology annotation, biological process: protein folding; protein import into mitochondrial matrix. Bases 1 to 759 code for a protein of 252 amino acids. Gene Ontology annotation, molecular function: adenyl-nucleotide exchange factor activity; protein-folding chaperone binding; protein homodimerization activity. The record is from RefSeq and is a predicted model, not a curated record. NCBI's taxonomy places the organism in Eukaryota, Fungi, Ascomycota, Eurotiomycetes, Chaetothyriales, Herpotrichiellaceae. Gene Ontology annotation, cellular component: PAM complex, Tim23 associated import motor.
AUGUUCCAAAGACAGCUGCUGCGCCAGUCUCGCGCAAUCUCAGAAUCUCUCACUGCCGUUCCCAGAGUGCGACUGUCGCCAUUCAGUUCCGCAUCCUUUGUCUCACCCCGUCCAGCCACACCUCUGUACCAGUCGACGCGGUUAGGGCGGAGAUGGCAAUCCACAGAAUCCGAAAAGCAAUCUGGCGAACAGGCUGCGUCUUCAGGAGAGACGAAACCAGCGGAGGCGAAGGAGGACCCUGUGCAGCAAGAGCUUGAGAAAUGUAAAAAGGAAGUGUUAGAUUUCAAGGACAAAUAUCUCCGCUCCGUUGCCGAUUACCGCAACCUCCAAGAACGAACCAAACGAGAAAUGGAAUCGGCAAGACAAUUCGCCCUCCAACGCUUCGCCACCGAUCUCCUCGAUUCGAUAGACAACCUUGACCGUGCUCUCUCUUCUGUCCCUCAAUCCGCGCUGGGCAACGCCGCCACAACCGAAUCGACCGGCGCCGCAGAACCGAACAAGGAUCUCGUCAAUCUUGUCUCCGGCCUCAAGAUGACCGAAGAGAUCUUGCUGAACACGCUGAAGAAGCAUGGUCUGGAGAGAUACGACCCUAUGGAAGGCGGUGGUCGGAAGUUCGACCCCAACACCGACGAGGCCACUUUCUUCACCAAGGUCGAGGGCAAGGAAGACGGAGAGGUCUUCUUCACCCAGAGCAAAGGCUACAAACUGAACGGCAGGAUCCUGAGAGCCGCUAAAGUCGGCGUCGUCAAGAACUCCUAA